GCUUGGGACCGUGUACCCUGUGGGAAUUGUCAGGAUAGUCACGGUAUAGUUUCUUCUCCUUUAACAGCAGCCUUAGGUUAAAAAAAAAUGAGUGUUCGUGCGAUUUGGCUGCUGGGGCUCGAAAAGGGAACAACGUCUGUGAAACUGUCAAGACGAUUUCCAACUGUUGAAAAAAGAGCCCGAAAUUUCAAUGGGAAAAACUAUACAGAGCUACCAGAAGACAAGAUCUUCCUCAAUGCACUGUUAACAGAGCUUGAUAUGACUGAACUGGAUAAGAACUUUGUGGAGCACAGAGAUAGUUGUUGCAGAAUAAAUAGGACAUCUGUUUAUGAAAUUGCAAUAGGAGACAGUGUUCUUUGGCCUGUCCUUGUAAUGACACAAAAUGCUAUCCUCUAUGCUUGUUUACCUUUAGUCGAACAGUCUUUGACUCCCCGCCCGCCAUUAAUUUCUCUACGUGGAAUAUCUCCUGCAUUUGCUCUACUAUCAGGGUUGAUGACCUUUUUAAACAUGACACAAAGAAGUGAACCAGAAAUUACUAAUAAAAUGACACAGAUCUCCGCAAUGUUAAUGCACGCUUGUCCGUUAGGGACUCCAACAGAUACUGACUUUGGAUUGAUGCAGACUCUGUCUGGCAGCUUUGUACCUCAGAAUCCAAUAUCUUCAGUGCAGGCACAAAAACAACCAGCUUGGAAGCCUGGUAUAUACAAAGGAAAGCCACAAGUUAAUGUCUGUGUCACUGAACAGAUUAGAUCUAUGCAAUAUGACAAGAAUGACGUCAUUGACGUAUGGCAGGAGUAUGGAACUGUGACAUGUAAGUGCGACCUAGAAGGAAUACUGCCCACUGUUACAGUAAGCCUGAAUCUACCAAUCAAUGGCUCUCCUCUACAGGACAUUCUUGUGCAUCCGUGUGUCAGUGCCGUUGAUUCCACUAUCCUCACAUUUAACAGUGUUGAUGAUGUGGACGAUUCAUUGUUUAAUGGACCAUAUAAAUUCCCUUUCACACCACCGUUAGAUGUAUUUAAACUCUGCUACUACACGUCCCAGGUACCCAUCCCUCCAAUUCUUGGUUCCUAUCAAAUGAAAGAAGAGGAGCAAAAUUUAAAGAUUACAGUUAAUCUGAAACUACAUGAAAGUGUCAAAAAUGGAUUUGAAUAUUGUGAAGCACAUAUUCCCUUUUUCAACAGGGGUCCAAUAGUACACGCUGAGUGUAAGGUGAACCAUGGGCAACUGGAGGUGUCACGGGAGAAAAGCUUGUUGGUCUGGGUCAUCGGUCAGAAAUUCCCUAAAUCUUUGGAAGUAUCUUUAACUGGUAUUGUAAUGUUCCCUGCAUUUGGUAUAUCAAACCAUUCAGUGCAGCUAACUGAUCCAUUCUGCACUGGCCUUACUGCAUAUGUUAAGCUUUACUUUCGAAUACCAGAUUAUACACUGACAGGUUGUUAUGUGGAUCAACAUUCUAUACAAGUGUAUUCAUCAGCAAAACCCAGAAUCAUCACAUCCAGGGAACUACUUUCUUCUGAGUACUACAUCUGGAACUCCAAAGGUGAUGCACCCGUGGCCAGCAGGCCAUUAGGAUCCUUACGAAAUUGGGAGUGAACAUUUGGGUGAAAUGUUUCAGAACAAAAAUCUGUUUUCAAAACAAGAUACAAUAGUUAAAUAUUCAGUUAUCUAUUUUAAAUUGUAUGAAACAAAAAUAUAUCCUAAUUAUAAUGGUAAAUUUUAUUCAAGUGAUGUACCAAUGAUAAGAAUUGUAAAUAUAUUAAUAAAACAUGAAAAAUUUGCCUGAGUGAGCCACAGUACUUAUUACAAAUAUGAUGAUCUGUAACAUUUUGGAGAGUUCUUUCUUGCCCUGCUAUCUUGAAUACAUCGAAUAAAGGAUACUGUGCUAAUUCAGCAGCUAAUUCAAGCAA
This is a messenger RNA of Hemiscyllium ocellatum (epaulette shark), 1907 nucleotides long. It is a transcript of the gene ap5m1, whose product is annotated as adaptor related protein complex 5 subunit mu 1. The record is from RefSeq and is a predicted model, not a curated record. Gene Ontology annotation, cellular component: AP-type membrane coat adaptor complex; lysosome; cytosol. The transcript is spliced from 8 exons. Lineage: Eukaryota; Metazoa; Chordata; Chondrichthyes; Orectolobiformes; Hemiscylliidae. Gene Ontology annotation, biological process: endosomal transport. Bases 88 to 1593 code for a protein of 501 amino acids.